Messenger RNA from Lipotes vexillifer (Yangtze River dolphin), 462 nucleotides. It is a transcript of the gene CDC42EP5, whose product is annotated as CDC42 effector protein 5. Gene Ontology annotation, molecular function: small GTPase binding. Gene Ontology annotation, cellular component: cytoplasm; cytoskeleton; plasma membrane. The transcript has a single exon. Gene Ontology annotation, biological process: positive regulation of actin filament polymerization; positive regulation of pseudopodium assembly; regulation of cell shape. Lineage: Eukaryota; Metazoa; Chordata; Mammalia; Artiodactyla; Lipotidae. The coding region runs from base 1 to 462 and encodes 153 amino acids. The record is from RefSeq and is a predicted model, not a curated record.
AUGCCGGUCCUGAAGCAGCUGGGCCCCGCGCAGCCCAAGAAGCGGCCGGAGCGCGGCGCUCUGUCCAUCUCCGCGCCGCUCGGCGACUUCCGGCACACUCUGCACGUGGGGCGCGGCGGCGACGCCUUCGGAGACACUUCGUUCCUGAGCCGCCACGGUGGCGGGCCGCCCCCUGAGCCCCGGCCGCCGCCCGCGGGGGCCCCGCGCUCCGCGUCGCCGCCCGCCGUGCCGCAGCCGCCGCCGCCCGCCCUCCGCGCGCCAGCGCCCGCCGACCCGCUGCUGUCCUUCCACCUGGAUUUGGGCCCCUCCAUGCUGGACGCAGUGCUGGGCGUCAUGGACGCGGAACGUCCGGGCGCCGCCGCCGCCAAGCCCGACGUGGACCCCGGCCCCGGGGCGCAGCACCCUAGGGCCCGUUGCCUCCCCAACGCGGAUCUCGAGCUGGACGACGUCAUCGGCCUGUAG